Messenger RNA from Protopterus annectens (West African lungfish), 5031 nucleotides. It is a transcript of the gene SEC14L2, whose product is annotated as SEC14 like lipid binding 2. NCBI's taxonomy places the organism in Eukaryota, Metazoa, Chordata, Ceratodontiformes, Protopteridae. The coding region runs from base 127 to 1338 and encodes 403 amino acids. The record is from RefSeq and is a predicted model, not a curated record. The transcript is spliced from 12 exons. Gene Ontology annotation, cellular component: cytoplasm.
CGGGCAGGAAGCGCUGGGUGGCAACUAGAGAGAAAAUCGGAGAAGGGUUCUAUCUACACUGCAAAGCAUUGGCUUCACGUUUAAUAGGCGCACUGGCUAAGCUCAAAAUACCUUGUUGCUGGCGCAAUGAGUGGCCGUGUGGGGGACCUGAAUGAAAAGCAGCAGGAAUGCCUGAGACAGUUCCGGGAGAAUCUCAAGGACCUCCUACCCAGUUUGCCUGGUCAGGAUGAUCACUAUCUUCUCUGUUGGCUUCGAGCCAGAAACUUCAACCUUCAAAAAUCAGAAUGUAUGCUACGGAAGCAUGCAGAGUUCCGGAUGUUCAUGAAAGUUGACACCAUUUUAGAAGACUGGAAGCCCCCAGAAGUGAUAGAACGUUAUUUGCCUGGAGGGAUGUGUGGCUAUGACAAGGAAGGCAGUCCAGUCUGGUAUGAUAUCUUUGGGCCAGUUGACCCUAAGGGCUUGCUGUUCUCUGCAACUAAACAAGACUUCAUCAGAACCAAAAUUCGAGACUGUGAAAUGCUGAGGAAGGAAUGCAAGUCACAGUCAGAAAAGCUUGGGAAGAACAUUGAGUCCAUCAUCAUGGUGCUUGAUUGUGAAGGACUGGGUCUGAAACAUCUCUGGAAACCAGCUGUUGACACUUAUGCAGAGGCCAUCACCAUGUUUGAGGAUAACUACCCUGAAGGAUUGAAGAGGCUGUUUGUUAUAAAAGCUCCUAAACUUUUUCCAGUUGCUUACAACCUUGUGAAACAUUUCCUCAGUGAAGAAACACGAGAGAAAAUCAUCAUCUUGGGAGGGAACUGGAAGGAAGUGCUGCUGAAAUACAUUGACGCUGAUCAGGUCCCAGUGCAUUAUGGUGGAUCACUUAUGGACCCUCCUGGAGAUCCCUACUGUAAAGCCAGGAUUAACUAUGCAGGGGAUGUACCGCAGAGCUAUUAUAUUCGGGCAUCAGUAAAACAACAGUAUGAGAAGAGCAUCGUCAUUAACAGAGGAUCCUCUCAGCAGCUGGACUAUGAGAUUCUCUUCCCAGGGUGUGUCCUGAGGUGGCAGUUCAUGUCUGAAGGAGCAGAUGUUGGGUUUGGAGUAUAUCUAAAGACAAAGAUUGGAGAAAGACAGAAGGCAGGUGAAAUGCCUGAAGUUGUACGCAGUCAACGUUACAAUUCCCAUUUAGUGCCUGAAGAUGGAAUGGUAACUUGCCAAGAUCCUGGAAUCUAUGUCCUCCGCUUUGACAAUACCUACAGCAUUCUGCACUCCAAGAAAGUGAACUACUCAGUUGAGGUCCUCCUUCCAGACAAAAUGUUAGAGGCACAAGUUACAGAGGAAGCGCAAAACAAUUUGUAGUAAAUGCAGUGUACAUUUCCAGAGAAUGGAGCUCCAGCCUGUGCGACCAUGGAUUGAGGUCUGGAGGAAUGCCAAUAAAAGAUUCAUUAUCAACUUCUGAAAAUACUUGUGGGUUACAUGAAGGCCUGCUGCUUUUACUUCAGUGUGGAGCAUUUUGUGAAUGAAUUAAUUUUGUCCCACUAAAAGGAGCAUUCCACCACAUAUCUUGGUGUUUGUGUCACAAAAGGCUCAGAUUGGAGAGCAAGCUAGACAUAGAGAGAGCUGUCUGUUGUUACUUUGUCGUAUUACCUGGGAACAUUAAGUUCUGUAGUAAUAUCAACUAAUUCAUCAUUGAGAUUGAUUUUAAACCUCCCUGAUUUGCUAUCCUAGCUUCCCCAUUCUUAAUAUUUUUUCAUGCCGUUUAUUAAUCCUUACGUUUUUUUUUUUCAGUUUACUUUUUAAAGUUGCUAUCUAUGCUUUAUUACUUUCUCAUCAUUCAAACAGCACAGUGUAUUACCUCCAUCUUUAGUUCCAGUUUUCUUCAUCCAGUUUCAUUACUCCAGUAAUUAGGUUGUGGUCUUUACCCUCAUCAACUAUUCUCAGUACCCUAAUUUUAUUCUUGUUUUACCGUAUUUUCCGUACUUCCACUCUUAAAUACUCUGGACUGACCACGUGGUUUCUGGUAUAAUAAUGCUAAAUUCUGAGUGAUUCAUGUAAAAGGAGCUCUUUCUGUUGGAAGUACCUAAUUAACAGAAUGUAAAUGUUUAGAAUGUAUAUGGAUUUAUGGGACUCUUGUCAGAUUUUUGAGAGAUAAAUGCUGACUCUUUCUAAAUUGUAAUUAAUAAAUUUUAAAAUGUAUAGAGUUUACAAUAAUGUAAUAUAAUGAAGGCAGUAUUACAGCUGUGAGGGCUAUAAGCCUUCUAGGUUCAUAAUGUUGCUAGUGCUGGACAAGCAGAAACUAUCAGCCAGAAUGAUGCAUCUGUGUCUCUCAUUGUGUGUCAGUUUUUGGAUGGUUUUUAAAAUCAGAAUUUAUCCGGCUAGCAGCAAUCCAUUAGUAGUUAGACCAGUAAACAUUAUUCUUUCCCAGUGCUAUCUCAAAAUCCAUACUGAGUAAGGAAGAUUUUUUUUCUUCGCAUUAUUGCACAUUUGCCUCAGAUAAAAUACAUCUUGUAGCCCUUUAAUUUACAGAUUUUUCAGAAUUGCUACUGACUCUCCAUUUUUAUGUUCUUCCUCCCUUGUGACUAUUAGGCCCUUAUCUCCUAAUGAUGAAUUUGCUCCUCUGCUCCCUGUGGACAGCUAACAGCAGAUAAAAUAGACAUAAAACUGGAAUUGUGGCCAUCAUCUGGUGAGGUUAGGAGACUGUGAAUUCCCCUAACUCUCGCCCCCUGCUGGUUAGAAAACAUAGUGCAGUGUGCGUGCUACACUGAGCCAGAGGCAUGUCCAUGCUGCUGUACACCUGUUAUAAUGAGAGUGGUGUGCAGUCUUUGGUAUUGUUGGGCCCCCUAUAUCCCCGUGUAUGUGGCCACACCAAUGUAUUAUUCCUCAGAAAGACACUGCCAAUUCCUUCCCCUGCUAUGGGUGAGCUGGCCUCUUCAGUAUCAGGACUGCCACCCAUACUGCUCAUGAGGGGUACAGUAGGGCUCAUUCCAUGGAGAUGGUGUGGUCUUCAUUUUUUUUUUUUACUCUUGUAAUUAGCAGAUUACAAGUAUGGUUAACAGAUAUAAAUGUGUAUGUUUUUGUUACAAUCUACAUAUGCAUAAGGAGCACUAAAGGAGGGUGGCCUUUAGAGACAUUUCACUCUUCUGUACUGGCUGCAUUCAGCCAGAGAUGGCUUUCUCUGAAUUGCAGUCAUCUCUGACACAAACAGUUGUUGCACACAUCAUUUAAAGCUAUCAUUUCUUUACCAAUAGGAACAGAACACCAGCUGUGGGUUUGGUAUAAUGGUUAAGGUCUUCACCUCAUAGACACAAGUGACAGAGUUUGAUUCUGAUCUCAAGUUAUUGGCUAAACUUAAAAUUAUCCCUCAAGACAGUUAACAUAGUAUUCCCCUGUGCAUGUGUUUAUCUGUAAUUUUUUUUCACAGUUUUUAGAAUUUUCUACAAAACCAAAAAGUGUCCUUUCAGUCAUAACUAUAGCUCACAUAAUAAAAAACAAAAAACAAAAAAAAAAAACUCAAGUCUGGGUUUUCCCCUACACAACUAUGUACACCAUGUAAGGAGUAAACCAUCCUGCUCUUCCUAUUAAAGGGCGACAAACACACACCAGUAAGCACCAUAGACACUUUAGGUCCCCAGUGAGCCACCUUUCAGUAAUACUUAGAGGUGCUUCACCCCCUGACUUCCCAUGUUGUAAAUUUUGAAAAACAAAAAACUGCCCUUAGAGCAUCUUCUUCUUUGUUGUUAACUUGCAGUAAAAAAAAAAUGUUUAACAUAACCUUUCUGAUCUCCACCACCUCACCCACACAUACUUAAAGUCCAGACUGCCAUAGCCAUCUUCUUCUCCAGCCUUAAGGCAUACCUUGCCUAUCACAGGAAAAGGGUAAGCACUACAAUUAACGUUCUGUUAUGUUUCCUUUUUCACUGUAUUUCUAUAAGCAUUUCAAUAAAUUGCUAUACGUUGGCUAUUUCUUAAUAUUUUCAUUCCGGAUUUCAGAUUUGAUGUCUAGGGCAUCCCAUUUCAUGAAGAGCUAUACCUGAAAAGGGGUCAUUUGACCAGUGUAUUUAACCUGCUAACAAAUUCAAAUAAAGUAACUAUGGCUCCAUCAUUGCACAAUUAUCUCUGAACGAUUCAUAACUGCAUUUGCUUUGAAAAUAUUAAUUUCUAAGGAAGAAUGAGAAUCGUAGUGCCACUUUAUAAGACAGUGUUGAUAAGACUUGAACUUUUAAAAUUUGAAAAAUAAACACCCAGAACUCCUGAGGUUACAAUUCUGCAUAUAGUUUGUUGAAUAAAGCAAUGUGGGUGGGAGAGUGGCCUAAUGGUUAAGGUGUUUGCCUUACAAACACAAGGUGCAAGAUUUGAGUCUCACAAGGGAUAAUUGUCUAGGCUUACAAUGGCUCGCAAGGGCAGUUAGCCUAGUACUAUCCUAUGAACCUAUGUAGCAUUCUAUAUUUAAUUUGGUGAAUAAAGCAAUGUAAUUUAUCAUCAGUUUUGACACCAGGCUUUCAGUUUAGCCAUUUCUUUGAAUUAUUAUGUGAGAUGCUUGUCAAUUGCAUAGAAAGAAUUGCAUUCUUUUGUACCCUGUGAGAUAUUUUGCAACUUGAAUUAUGAAGCCAUGUAUCUUUACAAAUGUGACAUUUUAAUUACAUGUGAUUCUUGAGUUAAGAAGAAUUUGGUGUUAGGUUAACAGUGUCAUGGUAUUUGGGUGUUGACAUAUCUAGGAAACAAGAAGAUGAAGUAGCUAUAUACCCUUUUUAUCAGUGCUAGUCUUCCUCACAGCUGUUAUCUUUCCAUUGUGUAGUCUGCUUACAUGAAGUUGAUGCUUAUAAUUUGUCUACGGUAUAUUGCUGGCAGUGAUUAUAGUGUUUACUGGCUGAAAAUAAUCCCACUAAUUUAGGUAGCAAAUGUUCUUAAUGCAGUGUUACAUGUAACAACAUGUUUAUCUGUGCAUAAAAAAGUCUGGUAUAAAAUGUAGGAUGAAUAUUUACUAAGUACAAAGUUCAUCUUUGUUCUGGGGAAUAAAAUAUAUGUUAAUUUAAAUAAAUACUGUGAACAUAA